Hemibagrus wyckioides is the source of this 4516-nucleotide messenger RNA. It is a transcript of the gene bpgm, whose product is annotated as 2,3-bisphosphoglycerate mutase. The transcript is spliced from 2 exons. Gene Ontology annotation, molecular function: intramolecular phosphotransferase activity. Gene Ontology annotation, biological process: glycolytic process. NCBI's taxonomy places the organism in Eukaryota, Metazoa, Chordata, Actinopteri, Siluriformes, Bagridae. The record is from RefSeq and is a predicted model, not a curated record. The coding region runs from base 1416 to 2195 and encodes 259 amino acids.
UUUUAUUAUUUUUUUUAUUUAUUACCUUUUUAACCUAUGCUUGUGGAUACUGCUGGAAGUUGUAAAUUUCCUACUGGGAUGCAUGAAGUAUCUAUCUGUUUAUCUCUAUAGGCAUUUACUGUUUGUUUCUCUCUAACAUGAUCACAUUCAGAUGAUUAACUUUUGACUGUUUUUUUGUUGGAGGUGAAUAUGAAGGACGUGAACUGAGCACUUUAUUUACGUUUAUGGCAUUUGGUACAUGCCUUUAUCCAUAGCAGCUUACAUUUUAUCUCAUUUUAUACAACUGAGCAGUUGGAGAUAAUGCUUCUUGCUCAAGUACCCAGCAGCCUGGGGUUCAAACUCACAGCCAUCUGAUCAGUAGUCCAAUACCUUAACCAAUGAGCUACCGCAUGCCCCGUAAACCACUUUGUGCACUCUUCAGUGCACAGACUUUUAUAUGUGACAGUAUUUGUUUUUUAGGUUUGUUAAGAACCUGAGCAGUACGACUGACAGUGAUUGUACCUGACUCUUGGUCCUGUUUAAUCCUACCAAUUAUCUCACUUAGGAGGCUCUUGGGUGUCAAGUAGAGUGACAGCUGCUGGUGAUAUUAAAUGGGAGAGAAAAAUUUAUCACUAGCUUGACAGUGAACCUUUAGUGAGAAGGUCUUGGAAAGAUGUAAGGCAGGCACGCACACGCACACACACACACACACACACAAAUCUUGACAGAUAUAUUCAAGGCAGCUGCAUUCGUGACUGAAUUUUUCAAUCUUUGAAAAUCUCUGUGUUUCUUCUGAAUGCCAGACAAUAAAUGGAUGAAAGGUUUUAAGGCUUUAAUUCAAACCAAACAGCACUUAAUUUCCAGUUGUUUCUGUCCUUUAGUCUAAUUUGCAUUGUAAUCUACCUACAAGACAUACAUUCCACCUGUGACCGUAGAUCGCAUGCAUUUUCAUUCUCUGCUGCUUAUGUGUGAAAACCGUAUACUGAAGCCCAGUUCACUAACUUAUACUAUGCACUAAAAGUAUGUGCCCAUAAACUGUCACAAAUCUCCUCCUCCAUCACCUUUGGGAAGCUCAUUUUAAUAUAAUAUGAUUUGGAAGUCUAAUCUCUGAUACUAUUUAGGAAGGACAGUAGGCAAAUUAGGAUGCAGCAAUGAUGAUUACAUCAAGGAAGAGUUUCACCAGAUAUAAAUGUCUCUGAUAGGCUGUAUGAAUCUACAUUCUGGGCUAGAAAGAAAUAAGCCCCAGUCUCACUGAUUCAUAACAUUUCAUUGUGUUUAUUUUAGAAGCAGCUGUUGCUCUUGGUUCUAUGAAAAUCCAACAUAAUCCUCCAUAAAAGAUUCGAUAGCAGCAAAUAAUCUGAUGUGGAAGCCAAAUUGCUUUCUUGCUUGCCUGUUUAACUGUUUAACUUUUCAGGCUCAAGCCGCACAGUUCCUCGAUGUCGAAGCACAAACUCUUCCUGCUGCGGCAUGGCGAAGGAGCGUGGAACAAAGAGAACCGCUUCUGCAGCUGGGUUGACCAGAAGCUGAGCGAGAACGGAGUCCUGGAGGCUCAGGAGUGCGGUCAGAUGCUGAAGCAGAAUGGCUACGAGUUCGGCCACGUUUUCACCUCGAUCCUCAGCCGCUCCAUUCAGACAGCGUGGCUCGUGCUAGAGGCCAUGGGCCAGGAGUGGGUGCCUGUCACUAAGUCAUGGCGCCUGAACGAACGCCACUACGGCGCUCUGAUCGGCCUGAACCGGGCCGAGAUGGCACUGAACCACGGUGAAGAGCAGGUAAAGCUGUGGAGGCGGAGUUAUGACAUCACUCCACCGCCCAUCGACGAGUCCCAUCCCUACUUUACAGAGAUCUACAGCGACCGGCGGUACAGCACGUGUGAUGUGCCCAAAGAGGAGCUGCCCAAAACAGAGAGCCUGAAGGAGGUGCUGGACAGACUCCUGCCUUACUGGAAUGAUGUCAUCAUCCCUGAAAUUAAGAGCGGCCAAACUGUCCUCAUUUCAGCUCAUGGAAACAGCUGUAGAGCCUUGCUCAAGCAUCUAGAAGGUAUAUCUGAUACCGACAUUGUGAAAGUCACUCUACCCACUGGAGUACCGGUUCUGCUGGAGCUGGAUGAAAAUCUGCGGCCAGUGAAGCCUCGAGAGCUGCUGGGAGAUCAGGCCAAAAUUCAGGCAGCCAUCCAAAAGGUGGAGGAUCAGGGAAAAGUCGUUGAGGAAAAUAAAUGAAAAAGUUGCGAUGCGUUCAAGAGAAGUGAAUUUAUAGCUAGUUUUAUUUAUACUGAUGCACUGAACAGGAGAAUAGUUACACCCUAAUGUACACCUGUGUCGGGAUAGUUACUGGUUUUAGGUUUUGGUUUUGGAUAAAAACCAGCAGCUGUUACUUGGACAAGAUGAAUAGGCACAUUUUAUUCUUUUUGGUAAAAGAUUAAGAGAAAAAAGUGAAUUGCGGUGGAUUUCUGUACUGUAUAACUCCAGUAAUGAGCCUGCUCUUAACCAUGGUUGCAGAUGUGUUUUCUUUAGAGAUUACUGGUCUAACUGGUCUGAAUUGAAAGACUAGCUGUACUUUUGUCUUAAUUAAAGGAGAGUCCAGGAUCCACCCAUGUUUACAACGUUUGCUUUUAAGAAUUGGUUGUGUUGUCUUACUCGGAACCGUUAGUAGAUUCGAUGCUGUAGAAAUGAUUUUAAUAGUUUGUGCACCUCAAUGCAAAAUGUACCUCAACAUUACUACUAGCCAGAGCGUACUAAAGCACGUUGUACGCUGAUGGGCCCUGAUGUCUGAUUUUCUUUUCAUUAGAGCUGUUGCCAGAUUUUUUGCCAGGAAAAAAUGUACAAGGAAUGAAACACAGCUGUAAUAGCAAAACAAUCAUUCAAACCCGAUCCAUGUUCUAAGGUGUUUUAUUACUCUUAUGCUAGAGAACACCAACAAUUUUUCUAUUUAUUAAAUGAAGACUCAUGGUACUUUUUAUCCAGUUACAGUAACAUUUUAUUUUAUUGUUUAUAACAUUGAUAAACUCUCCUCUCUCUCUUACACACACACACACACACACACUGGAAUCUCUCCUUGAAUUCAUAAGACCUGUUAACAAUAAACAGCAAAGCACUCCAUCCAGAAGACUUCCCCAUGUCGGAAAACUUACUUAUCUUCUGAAUUUGCUCUUUUGUCUAAAGACAUAAUUCUUCUUCUUCUUCUUAUUAUUAUUUAUUGCUUGAGGAUGUUUUGGAGACAUACACUAUAUAUCCAAAAGUAUGUGAACCCACCUGACCAUCACACACAUGUGCCCUGUUGAACAUCUCAUUCCAAAAGCAUGGGCAUUAAUAUCAAGUUGUUCCCUCGGUAAGCUCCACUCUGUUGAGAAGGCUUUCCACUAGAUUUCGGAGUGUGUCUGUGGGGAUUUGUGUUUAUUCAGCUGGCAGAGCAUUAGUCACAUCAGCUUUGUACACAGGGGCAUUGUCUUGUGUGUUAGUUUCAGUGAGGAAAAUCGAAUGCUACAGCAUGCAAAUGACAUGUUCGAGGAAGGUGUAAUGGUCAGGUGUCCGCAUACUUUCGGCCAUGUCCUGCUAUUACAGUUUUACGACCUUGAUUCAGUAGCACGUUAAAUCCUGUACAUGUUCUGCUUCGUUUUACAAAUGAAACACGUCUUUCUGUCCUCUCUGGGCUUCUUGCCAUCAGUCUACUAUUGAGUUGCUAAUCAUAGCUUCAAGUCUCACUGUAUAUGUUGUACUACUGUUAUAUGGUGCUUGUCUGAGGGGGAAGUUUUUCUACCUAGUCCUGGCAACAAGUCUGACAACAGCCGAUGAGUUAAUGAACAGAAAAUUCUGGGAUGGUGUUAAUUCAUCAACAAUCCCUCAACUCCGGCUCACUCAGCAAUCCAUCACCUCCAGCCGAGGCUCCGUAAGUGUUUGGAUAGAAACGUAGCCUCCUCCUAUGUUUUAAUUAGAAACAGAAGAUUUCAGAUUUAAACAAUGACCCUUGUGUUCGUUCGUGUUGCGUUAUGGAGAGGUUCACUGUGCACUGGGAAAGCAGAAACCACUCUUACUAAGUUAUUGAGAAUUCUCGCACCUUAUUUUAGCUAGACGCUUGACCUCUUAUCUUCCUUUCUUUGUUUUUUAGAAGGAGAGUUAAAGUAUAUUUUAGCUUCUUCUAACUUGAAAUGAAUGAGGUAUAUCUAUGACUCCUGAAAACAUAGUACACACACACACACACACACACGGCAUAGUGUUUAACCUCAUGUUUGUUUAAAAAUGAACAGAUCAUUACAGGCUUUAUUGGAAGCUUUCUCUGUGCUCUCUGUAUAUCGUGUGCUUUGUUUUAUGUCUCUGUAACCUCCUUGUCACAGAUCUGUGUGAAUUAUAGUCCGAGGGCAUGUUUUUCUUUUCUUUUUGUCAAAUGUCAUGACUACUUAUGUUUACUACAUCUGUAACGCCGAUGUAUAAAAGCUCAGUUUUUCUGUUAAAUGAAGUAUAAGCAGAAUUAUAGUAUAAUAUUAUGUCAUUAUUAUUAAGUGUAAAUGGAAAACCCAAGGUAAAUAAAGCUAGUUGUCCUUUCA